AUGUUAGGGAGUACUGUCAAUCUACAAAAAGAAUUGAAUUCAUUAACAUUAUCCAUCAUACUGUCGUCAGCCUUCGGUGCAGAUGCUCAGGCAAAAGAUACUAUGUUGAAAUCAAUCGAUGCUGUCCUACAUGCCGUUGAAUAUCGUACAUUUGAAGUGCCCAUUAGUCAAAUACCACUUUUGCACAAGUUACCUAUACUGAAAAAACAAAUUAUGGAUAAAAAUGUCGGCCAGAUAUCAGCUAUUGUCGAACGAUUAGUUGGUGAUCGAAAAUUGAAAAAAAGUCAAAGUUUAUGUCAGGGUGAUGAUCUACUCGAUUUGCUAUUAAUGGCCAGAGAUCAAGAUCUGAAUCCGUUUACCGAACAACAAGUGAGAGAUGAAGCAAUGGCAUUUGUUCUUGCCGGUCACGAAACAACUGGAAACUUGCUGGUUUGGUGUUUUUACAUUCUGAUGACGCAUCCUGAUGUGUAUCAAGACUGUAAAGACGAGGUUGCUCGAGUUUUACGAGGGCAACCGCCGGAUUACAGUCAAUUAAGUGAGCUGCAUGUGAUCGAGGCUGUUCUGCAGGAGACAUUACGUCUAUAUCCACCCGCUCCAACUGUUGUUCGCGAGUGCAUUCAUGAACAUUUGAUCGGACCUGAAGGAAACCAAAUUCGUGUACCUGUUAUAGUUAUAUUAUAG
This is a messenger RNA of Didymodactylos carnosus, 681 nucleotides long. NCBI's taxonomy places the organism in Eukaryota, Metazoa, Rotifera, Eurotatoria, Philodinida, Philodinidae. The record is from the annotation of a GenBank genome assembly.